Molecule: messenger RNA, 1374 nt
Organism: Cercocebus atys (sooty mangabey)
Lineage: Eukaryota; Metazoa; Chordata; Mammalia; Primates; Cercopithecidae
Product: histone-arginine methyltransferase CARM1-like
Biological process (GO): peptidyl-arginine methylation
Molecular function (GO): protein-arginine N-methyltransferase activity
Source: RefSeq, a predicted model, not a curated record
AUGGAGGCAAUCCAGAAUCUUUUCUCUGCACCAAUACGCCAAGCCAGCAUCCUGGCCCUGGCGCCGUGUUUUCCUUUUUUAGCCAUUACACCAGCACCUUUGCUCUGUUCUCAAGCACUCAUCUUCCUUUUAACAAAGAAAAACGAUGGUGUCUGUGUCUUUAAAUGCUUACUCAACAGAGACACUGAAUGUUGCCGUGUGGGGAAGGAAUCCAUCUUGAUUACUCUGGGGUACAGCAGUGCUUUGCUGAAGUUUGAGUCUCAUGCUGAAUUCAGUGCAUUUGCAAAUACUUUGAAAAUAUGCCGAAAUCAAAAAAAGGAAUACUAGGUGUUCAGCCAGUGGACAGAAGAAGCAUCUGCUGCACAGUACUUCCAGUUUUAUGGCUGCAUUUCUCAACAGCAGAACAUGAUGCAAGAUUUUGUGAGGACAGCCACUUACCACAGAGCUGUCCUCCAGAAUCACAUUGACUUUAGAGACAAGGUAAUACCGGCAGCAGUGGUUCUAGAUGUUGGUUGUGGAUCGGGAAUCCUGUCAUUUUUUGCCAUACAGGCUGGAGCUAGGAGAGUUUAUGCAGUUGAAGCCAGUUCAGCAGCACAGUAUGCUGAGAUGCUAGUGAAAAACAAUCACCUUUCAGGCAAGAUCAUUGUUUUGCCAGGAAAAAUUGAAGACAUCUCACUUCCUGAGGCUGUAGAUGUGAUCAUUUCCGAACCAAUGGGAUACAUGCUGUUCAAUGAACGGAUGCUAGAGAGUUAUCUUCAUUCCAAAAAAUGGCUAAAAUCAAAUGGAAUGAUGCUCCCAACAUUCAGCGACAUCCACUUGGCCCCUUUUUCUGAUGAACAGCCCUAUGUGGAACACUUCUCCAGAGCCAAUUUUUGUUACCAGCAAUGUUUCUAUGGGGUCAAUCUGUCCAGUCUCCGGGGUGCAGCAGUGGAUGAAUACUUCAGGCAGCCAAUAGUAGACACAUUCGAUGUUAGGAUUUUGAUGGCUCAAAUAGUCAAAUACACAGUAAACUUUAUGGAUGCAGAAGAGGAAGAUCUACACAGAUUUGUGCAAAUCAUAGAAAUUCCCUUUGUGUUUCGGAUAGCACAGUCUGGGCUCAUCCAUGGCCUGGCGUUCUGGUUUGAUAUGGCAUUUGUUGGAUCUCUGGUAACGGUUUGGCUGUCAACAGCCCCAACUGAGCCUCUGACUCAUUGGUACCAGGUGCAGUGCCUCCUGCAGACUCCUCUGGCCAAGGAAGGGGAGACGCUGUCAGGGAAAAUGCUGUUUGUAGCCAAUAAACGACAGAGCUAUGACAUUCAGAUCGUGGCGCUGGUGAACCAAACAGGCUUCAGAUCUGAGAACAUCCUUGACUUAAAGAAUCCUUUCUUUAGGUAA